This is a messenger RNA of Filobasidium floriforme, 687 nucleotides long. RefSeq lists its product as uncharacterized. The record is from RefSeq and is a predicted model, not a curated record. The transcript has 3 exons. Bases 1 to 687 code for a protein of 228 amino acids. Lineage: Eukaryota; Fungi; Basidiomycota; Tremellomycetes; Filobasidiales; Filobasidiaceae.
AUGCCCCGCGGUUUUUCGAAAGGCCUGCGUGAGACGGUAUCUCGAAUUGGGAAGUCCAUCAGACGCUCGAACGAUGAAGAACUGCCGCUAUCGUCUACCGAGACCCCGGCCGGUAACUCAAUGGCUCUGACCAACCACAGUGCUAGCACCGAGUCGAUCCAUACCGUCCCUCCAACGUUUGUAGCGUCUGACGCCAGACUGGGUGAUCCGAGUCCAGCCUCCCAAUCAAGAACCACCAGAACCACCCUGUACUCGCAAACAUCCGAGACCUUUCCCGAAAAUCUUGUUCCUUCGGCUAUGGACUGGUCCGAGGGGUCAAAUGCAGCUGACCCUGAGGUCGCACAGAUCAAAGUCAAUCAAGUCCAGAAUGAUCCUUCCGAACCUCUCCGUGAUUUGCUUCACGAGAUGAAAAUCUUUCAGAGGAAGGAUGAUACCUCUGGUGACGCAGAGAAGCAGCGGCUCCGGGAAGAGUUCAUCGAACAACUGAAACGGCAUUACAAUGUUACGCACCUUAGCCGAACUGAACGGCCACGGUACACAAAGUCUCCUUACAAGAUCCAACUUGAGGACCUUGUGCCACAGGAGCUCAUGGGGAAUCUCGAAGCAGCGUUGAUGAAAGACAACUUAUUCUAUCGGGCGACGGUCGUUAACGCUCACAAUCUCUACUGGCUUGAUGAGCUGCUGUGA